This is a messenger RNA of Dentiscutata erythropus, 157 nucleotides long. NCBI's taxonomy places the organism in Eukaryota, Fungi, Glomeromycota, Glomeromycetes, Diversisporales, Gigasporaceae. The record is from the annotation of a GenBank genome assembly.
GCUUCAAGAGCAUAAUACACACAACAGUGACUCAAGUGAUUCCAGUAACGAUGGCACCAAAACAACGGCUAUAAAAAAACGACGCAAAUUAACUGCAGCAUCGACACCAGUGAUGACCGAUGAACUGAUGACGAACGAACGAUUAAAAAGAAAAUAA